Messenger RNA from Alnus glutinosa, 2342 nucleotides. RefSeq names its product U-box domain-containing protein 19-like. Lineage: Eukaryota; Viridiplantae; Streptophyta; Magnoliopsida; Fagales; Betulaceae. Gene Ontology annotation, molecular function: ubiquitin-protein transferase activity; protein binding. Gene Ontology annotation, biological process: protein ubiquitination. The record is from RefSeq and is a predicted model, not a curated record. Bases 37 to 2133 code for a protein of 698 amino acids. The transcript has a single exon. Gene Ontology annotation, cellular component: nucleus; cytoplasm.
UUGUAUUUGGUACUCCCGGCAAAUCCCCUCCCCUGUAUGUUCACAAAACAGAAUUCCCCUGUUUUUCAUUCUCACACUGCGAUGAUUCAAAAGUCCAAUCGGAGUGAUCGCCGGGCUUUGACAUUUCCGGCGGUUCACCCAUGCGAAGGUGUAUCCCUAGAGACCCUUCUCAGCUCCUUAAUCACUCUCUCUAAAGACAUAUGCAAUCACCAAUCGAAACUAUUUCUGACGCAAAGAAGAAAUGCCAGAGAAACAGUUCGCCAAAUCGGGAUUCUUCUUGUGUACUUUGAGGAAAUAAGAGACCGCGGUUUAACUCUAUCGGAUUCGUUUGUUCUCUGCUUCUCCGAGCUCCACCUUUCAUUCCAGAAAAUCCAGUUCUUAUUGGAGGAUUGUAGGCGGGAAGGCGCUCGGCUUUGGAUGCUAAUGAAGUCUGAGCACGUUGCUACGCAAUUCCGGGUGCAAAUACGGGCUGUCGCUACGGCUCUUGACGUCAUGCCGUUGAGUUUGAUCGAUGUGGGUGGCGAAGUGAAGGAAUUGGUUGAAUUGGUAGCUAGGCAAGCACGCAAGACCAAGUUUGAGCUCGACCCAGAUGACGAACGGGCCUCAAGACGAGUCAUUUUCAUAUUGAAUCAGCUCGAGAAGGGGAUCGAGCCGGAUUUAAUUGCUGUAAAGAGGGUUCUGGAUUAUCUUGAAAUUCGAAGCUGGAGUGAUUGCAACAAAGAGAUCAAGUUCUUGGAAGAGGAGAACGAUUUCGAGUGCUCCGACGGCGACGAGCGCGAGUCUCCAUUUCUGAGCAGCUUGGUGGGGUUGAUGAGCUUCUGCAGGGGAGUGAUGUUUGAAGCAUUGGAUCGCCGAAACCCCGAAGAACAAACCGAUGCGAGGUGCAACGUGGAGACACUGAGUUGCUUGAAUCCGCAUGACUUUCGGUGCCCAAUUUCGCUCGAGCUAAUGACCGAUCCCGUCACUGUAUCGACCGGCCAGACCUACGACCGUUCUUCGAUUGAGAAAUGGCUGAGAGCUGGAAACAUGCUCUGUCCCAAAACAGGGGAGAAGCUAAUCAGAGCAGAGUUGGUCCCCAAUUCCACACUCCGAAAGCUUAUCCAGCAGUUUUGCGUUAACAAUGGCAUUUCGCCUACCAAGUCCGGAAGCCGGAGUCGGAGGACUACUGUUCCAGCUAAUCCGGCGGCCACAGAAGCUAUGAGAUUUCUUUCCAAAUUUCUCUCCACGAGGCUGGUUUGUGGAACAGCUGAACAGAAAAACAAGGCGGCUUUUGAGAUUCGUUUGCUCACAAAAUCGAACAUUUUCAAUCGGUCUUGUUUGGUCGAAGCAGGCACAAUCCCGCCUCUGUUAAACCUUCUGUCUUCGACCAGUACGUCAAUGCAAGAGAACGCCAUUGCAGCCUUAUUGAAGCUCUCAAAGCAUACUACGGGCAAGAAAGUGAUCGUUGAAAGUGGGGGAUUGAGUUUGAUUCUCAAUGUUCUUAGGAGGGGGCUGAGCUUGGAAGCGAGGCAAGUAGCAGCAGCAACAUUGUUCUAUCUUUCUUCAGUAAAGGAGUAUCGGAAAAUGAUCGGAGAACGACCGGAGGCCAUCCCGGGUUUAGUGGAGCUUAUCAAGGGCGGUGCAACUUGCGGGAAAAAGAAUUCCGUGGUCGCCAUUUUCGGACUUCUUCUCUAUCCCAAGAACCAUCAGAGAGUGCUUGAAGCUGGCGCUGUCCCAUUGCUGGCUGAUAUUUUAGCCUCUUCAGACAAUGCUGAGCUCAUAGGAGACACCUUAGCAGUUCUUGCUUCACUGGCUGAGAAUGCCGACGGAACACACUCUAUUCUCCAAAUUACCUCGUCUUUGCCUCUACUUAUCACUAGGAUUAUGCGGUCUUCCACAUCGGGGCACGCGAAAGAGUACUGUGUUUCGAUUUUGCUAUCUCUGUGCAUCAAUGGCGGCGUAGAAGUCGUCGCAGUUUUAGCCAAGGACCGCUCGCUGAUGGCUCCGCUGUAUUCACUCUCAACCGAUUUCACCUCUCACGCAAGCAAGAAGGCACGUUCGCUCCUCAAAAUUCUUCAUGGUUUUCAUGAGACAACCACGUCUUCUGGAUUGAUGUCUUCGGCCGUUUCCCAUGAAAGAUUUGUUCACGUGUAGUAGACUGCCCCUUGUAAAUACACACAUGCAGGUGUAUGCAUGAAUAUUUUAAUUUUUCUUUUUGGUCUUGUCAUUUUAACGCUAUGAAAUUAGCUCAGUUUUUUCAAGAGCUAAUUUAUAUCUCAGCGUUUGCUUCUGUUCAUAUAUACAUGUACUUCGAUUUUUUUGUAAUGAUAAAUAAAUGGUGUGAGAAAUAGAUAAGGAAUUUA